CCGGUGAAGAGAACGCCUGUGAUGAUGGUGCCUGACAGCGGUCACGUGGAUGCUCUGUAUCGCAGUUCCUAGUUCUAGUCUCGGCACCGCCGGACUGACAUUACAGGACAGUUUGCACUAACCUGUCACAGCCAUGCUGUCAGCCCUGGGCUUGGGAUCGCGGGUAUCCUACCACGAAAUGGGGAAAGAAGACAAGAAAUACAAUCCUGAAAAAACAGUAUCUUUCCUUAGCCGAAUCACGUACUGGUGGUACAACAGAGUAAUAACUUUGGGCUAUCAUAAACCACUGGUGAGAGAAGAUCUUUUUGAACUGAAUAAUGAUGAUUCCUCCUAUGUUGUAUGUUCACACUUUGAAAACAAAUGGAGGCAGCAAGUACAGAUGUCACAGAGGAUUUCAAAGGUAUCAGGAGAUAAGGAGGCCCGGUUUGGGAAAACCUACAAACCAUCGCUGGUCAAUGCUCUUUGGCAAAACUUCCGAUCCAUGUUGAUCCAGAUUGCACUUCUAAAAGUUCUGGCAGAUGUUGUAGCUUUCGUCAGUCCAUUAAUCCUUAAGCAGCUCAUUGCUUUCUGUGAAGAUCGGACUUCGUUUGGCUGGAAUGGUUACUCCCUUGCUGGUGGUCUUUUUCUUGCUGCUGUUUUGCAGACAUUGAUGCUUCAGUACUACCAGCGUUACAACAUGCUUACUGCUGCAAAAAUUAAAACGGCUGCUGUCUGCCUUCUCUACAGAAAGUCUUUAAAUCUGGCAAAUUCUGCCCGACAGCGCUACACAACAGGAGAGAUCGUGAACCUGAUGUCCACUGAUGCACAGCAGCUCAUGGACCUGAGCCUAAACCUGAACCUGCUGUGGUCAGCUCCAUUUCAGAUCCUCAUGGCGAUCAUCUUCCUCUGGCAGGAGCUGGGUGUCUCGGUGCUGGCUGGCUUUGCUGUGCUUCUUCUAAUUAUCCCACUUAAUGCAUUCGUGGCAUCGAGAAUGAAAGCACUGAGAAAAACUCACCUGAAGGCCAAAGACCAACGAGUCAAGUUGCUGAAUGAAAUCUUGCAAGGAAUUAAGAUUCUCAAGCUUUAUGCCUGGGAGCCUUCAUUUCAAAGUAAGGUACUGGAGAUCCGGGAAAAGGAGAUAGAUGUGUUGAAAUCCUCUGGCUACCUCUCAGCAUUCUCCAUGCUGACCCUGACCUGUGUUCCCUUCCUGGUUUCACUGGCUACGUUUGGGAUGUAUGUCAUGCUGGAUGAUGCAAACGUUCUAACUGCAUCCAAAGUAUUUACAUCCAUUUCACUUUUCAACAUUUUGCGGCUGCCUUUGUUUGAUUUACCAACCGUCAUAUCGACUGUUGUUCAGACUAGGGUGUCUGUCACUCGCUUGGAAGCAUUCCUUUGUGAAGGGGAACUCAAUCCUGAUAGCGUUGAAACAGAAUACAGAGGUGGUCAUGCUGUAGGAUUUACAAAUGCUUCCUUUUGCUGGGAUAAUGUGGAGCCACCGAUACUUAAACACAUCACCUUAAAAAUUCCAGAAGGAUCUUUGAUUGCUGUGGUGGGACAAGUUGGUGCUGGAAAGUCAUCUUUUUUGUCUGCUAUCCUUGGAGAGAUGGAAAAACUAGAAGGAAGUGUCCAGAGAAAGGGUUCUGUGGCCUAUGUUUCACAGCAGGCAUGGAUCCAGAAUGCUACUCUGCAAGAAAACAUCCUGUUUGGCUCUGAACUGCAUAAUACUCGCUAUCAGCAGACCUUGAAUUCAUGUGCCUUGUUACCAGAUCUUGAUCUCCUAAUGGACGGAGACCAGACAGAGAUUGGUGAAAGGGGUGUGAACCUCAGUGGUGGGCAAAAGCAGAGGGUGAGCUUGGCCCGAGCUGUGUACAGCAAUGCAGAUAUCUACCUGUUGGAUGACCCUCUUUCUGCUGUAGAUGUGCACGUUGGAAAACAUCUCUUUGAAAAGCUGAUUGGACCACUGGGUCUUCUGAAAAACAAGACUCGCAUUCUUGUGACUCACAGCCUAACGGUCCUACCGUACGCAGACAAGAUUGUGGUGAUGGAGGACGGAAGAAUAACAGAGGUGGGAACAUAUCAAGAACUUCUUUCAAACAGGCAGAACUUUGCUGAAUUCCUGGAGACCUUCAGCAAGGAAAAAGGAAACCAUAGCAGAGCAGCUCUGGAAAGAUCUGCAAGUCUGAAAAGCAGUUUAAUAAAAAGCAGCUCACAGUGGAAAGAACAACUGUCAGCCAAAGCAAGUUUCGCUCAUGAGCCGAAGGGACCAAAUACGACGAAGAAAGAAAAAAUUGCUACAGGAAGUGUGAAAAUGUCCAUCAUUACACGAUACCUGCUGGCCUUUGGACGUUUAGGAGUGUUUUUCACUGUGGUGGCAUAUAUUGGUCAGAAUGUUACUGCCAUUUCACAGAACCUGUGGCUGAGUUCCUGGACAGCUGAGGCAAAGAAGGUCACUGACGUGAUGGAUUGGGUACACAUACGGAACAGCAGGCUCAGUGUGUAUGGCCUGCUCGGACUUGUACAAGGCCUUCUUGUUUUCUUUGGAGCAUAUAUUCUGACAAAAGGUGCAGUAAAUGCCUCCCGGACAUUGCAUCAUGAAAUGCUGAACAGUGUUCUCCAUCUACCGCUGUUAUUUUUUGAGACCACUCCAUUAGGACAGGUUAUUAACAGAUUUACAAAGGAUGUUUACGUUAUUGAUGAGCGCUUCCAUUACUACCUGAGAACCUGGAUUAACUGUAUGUUCGAUGUUAUUGGAACGGUUCUGGUAAUCUGUGCUGCCACACCAUUAUUUCUUAUGGUCAUCGUCCCCUUAGGAGUGCUGUAUCUGACUGUUCAGAGAUACUACAUAGCCAGCUCCAGACAGAUUCGCCGACUGGAUGGGGCAUCAAGGUCCCCUGUUAUCUCCCAUUUCAGUGAGACUCUCUUUGGGGUGCCUACAAUUCGGGCCUAUGGGCAUCAAGAACGAUUCACCUGUCAGAACAAGGACACAGUCAACGAAAACUUGGUUUGUUACUACAACAAUGUCAUUUCAAACAGGUGGCUUGCCAUUCGACUGGAGUUUUUGGGGAACUUAAUGAUAUUCUUUGCAGCCCUGUUUGCAGUGUUGGGUAGAGAACACCUGAGUUCUGGCACUGUGGGCUUAUCUAUUUCAUAUGCACUAAAUAUUACACAGACUUUAAACUUCUGGGUCCGUAAAGCCUGUGAAAUUGAAACGAAUGCUGUUGCCAUUGAGAGAGUUUGUGAAUACUCUGGAAUGAAAAAAGAGGCUCCAUGGAUACUACCAAAAAGACCGCCUAGAGAAUGGCCAGACAAAGGGGUCAUACAGUUUGUUAAUUACCAAGCUCGGUACCGUGAAGACCUUGGACUUGCUCUGCAAGAUAUAACAUUCCAGACAAAUAGUAAAGAGAAGGUUGGAAUUGUUGGAAGAACUGGGGCUGGUAAAUCAACCCUUACAAAUGGCUUGUUCAGAAUAAUCGAAGGUGCAGGUGGUAAAAUCCUUAUCGAUGGUAUUGACAUAGCAACACUUGGAUUACACGAUCUGCGUAGCAAGUUGAACAUCAUCCCACAGGACCCAGUUCUUUUUUCAGGAACACUACGGCAGAACCUUGACCCACUAGAAAAAUACUCUGAUAUGCAGCUGUGGGAGGCAGUAGAACUGUGUCACUUAAAGGAUUUUGUGCAGGCCCUACAUAAAAAGCUCCACCACGAAAUCUCUGAGGGAGGCGGAAAUCUUAGCGUCGGUCAGAGGCAGCUGGUGUGUUUGGCACGCGCUUUGCUGAGGAAGACAAAAAUCUUGGUUUUGGAUGAAGCAACAGCUUCCAUUGAUAUGGAGACAGACAGUGUAGUGCAGUCCACCAUUAGGAAGGAGUUUGCUGAUUGUACCGUGCUAACCAUUGCACAUCGAAUACACACUAUCAUGGAUUCCCAAAGAGUAUUGGUUUUGGACUCUGGAAGGAUUGUUGAAUUUGGGCCAGUGGAUGCCAUGAUCCAUCAGAAGGGUGCUUUCUACAAAAUGGUGUCUGAAUCUGGAUUGAUACAAAAUGCUGCCAGUGUAUCUACGGAUGAAGUUCUUCUGUUACAGUGAACCUGAACAGAGAAAUCUUUGGUGACAAAAGAGCUGGAAUGCAGAGAAGACUUGACCAGUAACUGCAUGACUCAGUGGGCACUGAUCUUAGGGACUUUUCACGGAAGUACUCAGCAAUACUUAUUAAGUACUGUGUUCUAAAUUUUACAUUGCAAUAAUAUUUGUAUUUGUUCAAAGCACAAAUAAUGUCAUCAGAAUGUGUUCCGUCAUUUAGUUCCCAUUUAAUUUUGGAAUUUAUUUCCACACUGCCACCUUUACUACAUGCAAAGGUCCUGUUACACUGUUUUAGAAGCUGAUUCACCCUUCAGUGACACAUCAGAUGAGUCCAGCUGUAUUAGCAGUGCAUUUCCAAAUUUGGCCCAAAGUGAAACAGGACAUGCAUCUGGCUGUAUCUUGUAGGGCUGAUGGCCACUAAUGAACGCAAUUUAAGAUGGAUGUGGCACAGCUACCGAGGUCACCCGUGGAACCCCACAUUUCUGCAUCAGCACAUUCUUGAAGUGUCGACCUUAGAGGGCUUUGUAAUGAGUAUGACCUCACGGCUUCUGUAACAGUAACCUACUUCAGCAUCACUGCUUAAUAUGAACAGAGGGCAUUAAAAGUUGUUUUGUGGCAUUCUGUACCCUUCAUAUGCACACAUCCUUAAGCCUAGGUGAAAUUUCUUCACAUCACUUCUGUUUCUGUAAUUUGCCACCACUUGUAGCAUAACAGACACAUACUCUUUACCUGGUUGUAGUAACACACCUUCCUGUCCUGAAAUGUCAGCAGGAGUCCUGCUUCUUCUCCCUGCAACAGCCCUUUUGUUAACUCAGUGAGCACUUGAGCAUAACUGGGUGAUAAAUCUUCCAGGAAAGGGGCAGUACCGAUUCCCAUUUCAUUGUGGCAGAGAGACUGUCAGUGCUCACGUCAUUGUUCUACAGGUAAAGCUCACCUGUAUGUCAACCUUGGCCACUCCUCUUAGUCUGAUUUUCCACGGAUUCUCCUUGUCACUCCCCAGUUGUCUUUUGCACUGCUAGCAGCAGUGAUAGUGAGCAUAUUAUCAAUGAUAAUAAUCCUGCUUGUAUUUGAAAAUGGGUUUUCUGUGUGGUUUCAUGGCCAUAAAGAGGUGUUGGUGGGGGUGCUUUGGGGUGUGCUGUGUGGUAAAACAAAGAUUUAGUAUUUUGGAAAUGUCACAUCAGGUGAUGUGCUGAUGAUGUCUGCUUUUAUUUAAUUUACAUUGCUUUUAAGAUGAGUAUUUUUUCAUGUUGAUUGAAAUGUAAUAUAAAAUUCAGUGUACCGAUUAUGUAUGAACAUUUAUCUGGACCUGCUUUUAAAUUUUGGCAGGUUAGCAGACUAGACAUAUAUAGUAGAGACAAUCAAACAGCAGGACUCAGUCAUUUGUUCAGCUAUACCAGAUAGAAGCUGCUGCUGUUUACCAGAGUCGAAGCAGGCUUAAAGGCACGAGUGACUGUUUACUUUACAGUUGGUUAAAGUGCAUGAUUGCCCAUACUUCAUAGGUUAUUUAACAUCAAAUGUGGUUUCACUUUUACAGCUAGUUGUAAGGCACCUGUACCCCCUUUUGAGUUUAAAUGAAUGUGUGAUAUUCUUUCCCUCACAGCUGGUUUGGAGAGCCUUGCUUUCUGUUAGAGUUAUACCUGCUUUCAUCAUAGCUGGAUUAAAUGCAUCAAGAUCAUCUGUCUUUAACAGCUGAUUGAAAGUUUGUCCUCUUUCCCUGACAGUUGAGUUAAUUGCAUUGGUCACUCUGCUAUGUUCUUGUUUCUUGUCUACACCAGUGACUAGGACUUAUCCAUGACACUUCAGACUGAGCGCACUGCCAAACCAAGUGCUGUCGUACAAUGUCAAAUGAAAAUAACAUAUUUUGAAGGAAGUAUUCAGCAAUAAUAGAGUCUACAAAAGAGUAGCCUUUUCAUUUUAUUUUAGAUGUUGCAACUCUCAGGUUGGAAGGUUCGUCAGAAAGCAAUUUCUUAUGACACCAAAACAGCAGGAAGAUAUUUCAGCGCAUCACAUUUCCUGCUGCAGAGUGUAUUUCUUUUGCACUGAAUAAAACUGGUUAACUAAC
Molecule: messenger RNA, 6116 nt
Organism: Protopterus annectens (West African lungfish)
Lineage: Eukaryota; Metazoa; Chordata; Ceratodontiformes; Protopteridae
Product: multidrug resistance-associated protein 1-like
Exons: 28
Coding region: 134-4060 (1308 amino acids)
Biological process (GO): transmembrane transport
Cellular component (GO): membrane
Molecular function (GO): ABC-type transporter activity; ATP binding; ATP hydrolysis activity
Source: RefSeq, a predicted model, not a curated record